Messenger RNA from Mandrillus leucophaeus (drill), 193 nucleotides. RefSeq names its product keratin-associated protein 19-3. The record is from RefSeq and is a predicted model, not a curated record. NCBI's taxonomy places the organism in Eukaryota, Metazoa, Chordata, Mammalia, Primates, Cercopithecidae. The transcript has 2 exons. The coding region runs from base 11 to 193 and encodes 60 amino acids.
CCCUGACACCAUGAGCUACUACGGCAGCUACUACGGAGGCCUGGGCUAUGGCUACGGAGGCUUCGGUGGCCUGGGCUAUGGCUAUGGAUGUGGAUGUGGCGGCUAUGGAUAUGGUUCUGGCUUUGGAGGCUACGGAUAUGGCUGCUACCGCCCAUCAUACUAUGGAGGAUAUGGAUUCUCUGGAUUCUAUUAA